Closterium sp. NIES-65 is the source of this 945-nucleotide messenger RNA. The record is from the annotation of a GenBank genome assembly. Lineage: Eukaryota; Viridiplantae; Streptophyta; Zygnematophyceae; Desmidiales; Closteriaceae.
AUGCGGGGAGCCAGUCGUCAAACCAUUUUCACUGACCCAUUUCCCCUCCCUCCUCUCAUUUCCCCACCUUCCCUCUUUCUUUUCCACCACUACUCCUCAUACCCCCCUUCUCUCCCUCCUAUUUUCCGCCCUUCCUCCUCUCAUUUCCCCCCCCCUGCUUCCUCGAUUUUCCCCCUCUGCUCCCCCUCGUUUCCCCCCCCCCCCCCCUUCCCCUUGUUUCCCCCUCUGCUCCCCCUCGUUACCCCCUCUCCUUCCCCUUAUUUCCCCCUCCCCUUCCCCUCGUUACCCCCUAACUUUCCCCUUAUUUCCCCAUCUGCUUUCCCUCGUUCCACCCUCUCCUUCCCCUUAUUUCCCCCUCUGCUUCCCCUCGUUCCCCCCUCUCCUUCCCCUUAUUUCCCCCCCUGCUCCCCCUCGUUCCCCCCUCUCAUUCCCCUUAUUUCCCCCUCUGCUUCCCCUCGUUCCCCCUUCUCCUUCCCCUUGUUUCCCCCCCUGAUCCCCCUCUUUCCCCCCUCUCCUUCCCCUUGUUUCUCCCUCUGCCUCCCCUCGUUCCCCCCUCUCCUCUUCCGUGUUUCCUCAUCUGCUCCCCCUCGUUCCCCCCUCUACUUCCCCUUAUUUCCCCCUCUGCUCCCCCUCGUUACCCCCUCUCCUUCCCCUUGUAUCCCCCUCUGCUCCCACUCGUUCCCCCCUCUCCUUCCCCUUGUAUCCCCCUCUGCUCCCACUCGUUCCCCCCUCUCCUUCCCCUUGUUUCCCCCUCUGCAUUCCCUAGUUCCACCCUCUCCUUCCCCUUAUUUCUCUCUCUGCUUCCCCUCGCUCGUUCCCCCCUCUCCUUCCCCCUAUUUUCCCCUCUGCUUCCCCUCCUUUCCCAUAUGCUUCUUCACAUAUCCGCCCUCUUCCGGCCCUCUUUUUAUCAUCUCCCCUCCCUUCCACCGCCUCACCGCAGCCUAG